ACGAGUUUUCCCGAAGCCGACGACUUUUCCGACGGAUGUCCCGAACCGCCGCACUGCACAACGGGGAAAAAGCCCACAGCUGAUGAUGGUGUGCGGUAGUAGUUGCGAUUUUCCACUCGCACCGAGCAGCUGGUGUGUUGUAGUUUGGUGCCCCAGUUGGUGCGCGUUCUCGGCGGGAAACCUUAGUGCCCUGGUGGACUGUACUGUAGUGCACCGUCUCGGCCAGUUCGUGACCGGUAGCUAGAGCAACGGGUAGAUGUGCGUGUGCGUGCGUGUGUGAAUAACAAAUGAAUGUGGAUAUUUGUUUUGUUUUCGUUUCGGUGGCUACAAGAGUGCAAAGCAACAGGAAGUGUGACAGGGGUUGGAAAAUAAAAUAAUUUUCCCUCUUUGUCCCGCUAGUUCUAGCCACAAGUGGGCACACGGCCGUACGUGAAAGUUACUUCCAAUUGUGUAAGUCAAGGUGUGUGUGUGUGCGCGAGGGGUGUGAGGUUUUUAUGAAGGAUAAAAGUUGGUGAAUUUUUUGCCUGUCCAAAGAAGAAAAACAGGAAACUCGACGAUACGGCAUCGAUCGACAAUACGGGCAUUGUGGUGGAAAGGGCCUUGCAGAGAGUAGGGAGCGGGACAAGCUAGGGCCAUUAGAGGUGGGCGAGUGACACGAGGCCGAGUAUGAAUGUUUAAUCAGCAGGGUAGAGGUUUCGUUCUUGCUACUGCCACACUCACACACACAGAUGUACGAUCGCCACAACCGAUUAGGGUCAUAGCGGUGGGCCUUUAAAGCUUACCCUGGCGCAGCUUGAAGGAUCGUUAACUGCUGAAGGUGUACAACAAUUCACAAGAGGCCAGAAACUCCAUCGUCCGGUGCUUAUGAAUAGACAUUUUCCAACGGUGGAGUGCGGGCCGCGAGUGUGGGACAGUAAUAAUUGAAACGAACGAAUAAUCAUUCAUCAUCAUCAGUGUGUUGGGCUCAGUCAGUCGGUGAGCACUUGGAGGCCAUAAAAAAGCACCCCGACAGCAUCGCACCGAAGAAGCCAAAAACGGGGGCGGCUCGUGUCUCGGGUGGUGGGCUCAUAAAAAUUGUGAUGUGAACUCGAGCAUUUGUAUUCAUGCGGGUUUGUGCGUGUCGGUGAGUGAACGGAGCCUACCCAUCAAAUCCAAUUUUCACGAUCAGUGCGCACGGAAGUGCGAAGCCGCUGACAUCCGUCGGACACGAGGACGACGCUGAUGCUGAUGGCGCGCUGUGAGCGGACUCGCUGCUAAAGGGAAUUUGGGACGAUGAUCGCUGCAAGCAGCAGAACCGUCAACAGCACAUCGUCACACUGUCCGGCCUGAACCGGGUACGUCCCGAUUCGUUGCAACAGAGGGCUGGCGGCGAAACCCAUCAAAAAAGGGAAACGACAAUGUCCGGAAGCAAGGGGACAGCAUUGAGGACACCGGGACGAAAGUGAUUCUUUAGCCCGAGUCAGCCGAGCGCUGCAGCAUCGGACCGAUUUCCGGUGUGGAGCUGUGGCCCCCAAAAAGGAAAUCCUGACCAGACACAUCAGACAUCAAGACAGGGCGGAAAUAGCUGAAGGAUUAGGCGAGCAGAAAUAGCACAAGCCAGAACGAGUGUGCUCACUGGAGCAGAACAAACGCGGCUCACAUGCCAUCGCCACCGUCCCAUGUCCCGUGUGAAUCCUUGACCAUGACCGAAGCCUACCGUGGUAGUAGUGGAGGUAGCUCGGCGACUACUCCCACCCUCCCAGCCUCCGCAGGGAAAACAUGGGCAAAACAUCAACUCCGUGAAACAAAGACAGCGACGACAAAGUAAUAGCUUGUCCAACCAAAAAAAAAAAAAAGGGACAAGGAAUCCAUUGGAGGAUUCCUUUGUGAUCAACUUUCCGUUCCGAGCUUUAAUUCCUUGUGGCCAUUCCGAGGGGUUUUCUUUGAAAUCCUUCGUCUUCCCAUCACGAAGAUAUUUGGAGGAAGAAAGAAAAACUCGCUGUCCCUUCUGGGGAGUGGUCACAGUUUGAGCAGCCCAAGCAAGCAAGCAAGUUCCGCAUCCGCAAAACCCCUCGUCCCCUGGAUGCCCUCGGUGGUCGAAUAUGCAAACAUACCUUAAUUAGAAAAUAUCAUAAACCGUACCGCAAACGACGCAUAAGCUCAGGCAACCGACCAAGCUACCUUACCUUGCCAGUUUGGAAAAAGGGCUUUCUUCUUUCUCCUUUUUCGGUGCUGACUGGUGCUGGUGGUGAAAAGUAAACACUACCAUAAAACAUUAAUUUUUUAUGAGCUAUUCACCGGUGUACGCGUGACUGGUGGUGCUGGUAGGAAGGAAGGAAGGUCGGUACGCGGAUCCCGUUGAGCGGGAAGUUUGUUGUCACUGGAGUUGUCGUGGGGUGUGUGUGUGUGAGAGAGACAGUAAGGCACGGUUCGAUGGUGACGCAACGAGGCACCCCGACACGUGGCAGACGAGUCAAUAUGGCGGCCAUAUUAAAACAUAUCAGCAGCGGCGGCAACACCUUGGCGCAGGUACUCGUCCCCAUCACACUGCUGCUGCUGGCGAUGAUGCCGAUUCAGAUGGUGUACGGUAUCGAUUGCUUUAAGUGCGUUUCAAUGAACGGUGCCAAUAAGGCGUGCGAUGAUCCGUUCCACAACAACUACUCGGCGGCCAUCCUGGAGUCACCGUGCAUGGGCGGACGGAAGGGCCGGGACGGGCUGUUUCCGGCCACAUCGUGCAUUAAAAUUGCCGGCUAUUAUGAUGACACCGGCGAAACGAUUACCGUUCGUGGAUGCGCUCUGGACAGUGGUACGCUGACGACGGACACCGAAAUCAUUCGCAUGUCCCACUGCGGACGGUUCUACUACGAUGAUAGAUACGUGCACGGAUGUCUGCAGAGUUGCAACGAUGCGGACGCGUGCAAUGGUGCACCACCACCGAGAGGUUCGUCAAUCCUGUGGCUUAUCCUGCUGGCCGUCAUUGCAGCAGCAGCAACACUUCAACCGUCCGCCCGGUGGCUGCCGAUCGUGAACGGAAGCUAACAAAGUGACCGAAACAGGUAGAGCUGGGAAUUGUCGUCGUCGUCGUCGUCGGUCUGUGUCUUAUGAAGUCACAGAUACAUCGUAGUGUCACGUAGCAGCAGUAGUAGUAGUAGUAGCAAUGGCUUGUGGUUGCCGAUCAGCAGAAGUAAGCAAACUCUGACCAAUACAGCAAAUGAACGUACAGCAUCAAUCAAACAAGCCUCCAUUAAGCACGGAGUACACGGAGGAAGCAUCAAAAAUUGUUUUCUAUUUUUUUUUGUAACUGAUUAGAUUUUUUUUCUGCUAGCAUCGUACACAAAUAACCGGAAUUGCAGCGCAACAGAUACAGAUACUAAUCGUAACAUUAUCGCACCUUAUCAGAAGCUAUCGACCGGCGGUGUUACUAACUAUAAAGAUUAAAGCUACUAAAUUUGAGACAGAAUCAAAAGUAAAAGUAAAAACAAAACACCGGCAAAACUAAUAAGCAUAAUAGAAUGAGAGGAGGGAAGAAAACAAAGUAACAAUUACUAGCAUGUAAGAAUUGCACAAAUCAAAGCAUAAAUAUGAAAAUACACACAACUCGAUUCGAUGUAAAUUGUAUAACAAAACCACACAAAAAAGGGCAGAACAACGGGUGAUUCAAUUUGUAAAACGAGAGUUUCGCGUAACGUCUUUAAAAAACAAACGGAAAAAAAACACAAGUGCAAUGCAGCUAGAAUUGAAAUGAAGUUAAGAGAAGGGGGAGGUAGUUAAGGAGAUACAGUAGAACAACAGAAGUAACAUAUGUUAUAUUCCCUUCAUUUCCGUCUUGUUGGGUGCAAAAAAAAGGAAGAAGCAAAAUCGUUAGUGUAAGGGACAUCGCAUCCUAGCAAGCUUUUCCUAACCCUAGCGCCAACCACCGCACAACUGGACCAAACAAAAACGGGGACAAGCAGUAUAGCUUUUGCUGGUACGUACGCCACCCAAAUCCAUGUUUAUGACCGGCCUGUAAUUUAAGAUCGCAUCUUGUUUGUCCUCUUACGCCGCCCCAAAAAUCGCCUUGAUGAGAUUUGCCAGCAAGAAGUAUUUGUGCCAUUGGUUGUUCUUUUUGCUCUCUUCUUCUGAGCGGGUUUUUGGGGGUAAGAAAAGCGAACUUAUGUUUGGUUUCGGUUCUAGUUCCGUUGUUCGGUAACGAGAUGAGCACACAGGAUGGGACAGUAGUUUUCUGCUUGCUCAUCAGUAAUGCUCUUAUUUAUUGCACCGAGGCAAGUCACAGCCCUUGUGCCCUAAAGUACUGUCGCUAGUCGGGAGGCUUAUGAUAAGCAGUGUUGAGAGUGCUUGAGACCUCUUCCCCCAAAGCCCCCCCCCCCCCCUCACAACGUAGCUUACUGUCGCACAGAUAGAUAUUGGGGAAAAGAAAGCUAGAGAAGCUAGUAAGGAUACAAUUACAUAUAACCGAACAGUGUGAACGUGUAGACGCGUAUUAAACUGUCAGCCAACAGUACGCAUCAGCUCAUCCCCCUGCUGGACGGGUAGCAAGGUUGUAGUAGCGUUUGCUGAGCAACACACACACACAGCCAUACAGAGUAGCGAUGGUUUCAAUUGGCCGGAUGCCGAUCGCAACGUGCCCCACGAAGCGAUCAAUUUGUACUAACCUUAUACUUUCACCCCAGGCCCAAUUUUGUAAAGCCCAAAUGAUCAAAUAUUUAACCAACCCACUACGAUGUACUAGUACGAUUCAAGCUCGACCAACGCACAGCAGCACAGCGCGACAAGGCCAAUGGGAAAAAAAAUUGUAUUAUAAGUGCCUCAUGAGUAAUGUUACUACAAAAUCCACGUUUGCGACAAGUUUGUACAAAUUAUUAAACGUAUCCAUGUUGCACCACACACCGCUCAGCACACAGAAGUCGCUUUCGGGUGUCUACAACACACACACACACACUUCCACGAACCCCCCCUAAACCAAUCAUGAACACACGUGGGUUUCCUCAAAUCCAGGCCAUGUUAUUAAAUGCAAGAAAAUAUAAUUACCAAAAAAAAAACAUUAUUAUCUGACCAACUGUACAUAAAUGGUCAGCAAAACAAUACAAAUAUACUUAAAUGUGAUAUCAAGCAAGCAAGAAAAAAACCGAUGGAGCAGCAAUGCGACAUUCAGGGCAUAUGGCAUCAAUGCAUCAAUGCACCGUUGCGAAUUGCUACAACAUGCUUCAGGGAUGCUGUGAAAUACAAAGCAACACAAACACUAAUCCACUUAAGCUGGGAUGUGGGGAACGGCAAAAUCCGCUUCUUACCGUGUAGUUGUAUAAUUAGAAGCUAGUGAGAUAAAUUAUGCGCACCUACUCAAUGCACUUCAGUAAUUGUGACGGUAUAUCGUUAGCCAUAUAACCAUCGAUGGUGAUCCAUACAGCACACAUCCGCGAACGGGUCGGGGAUGAGAUUUAUAGUGACGAAUGAAGGACGGCAAAGGCAGAAGCUAUGGUUAGCAAUUUAAUUAUUACUAGUAGCAUUAACACGCAUAAGAGUGUAAGAAGAGGUACGGAAGAGCCACAGCAUUACAUUACAGCAGCAGCAGCUACACUAUGCCGAGCAGCACAAAGCAAAACCUGACCAAAACGGAAGCGUCCAGGAGCGUGAGCUUGGUCGAAAAAAAAAACACUGUAGAGCACACUUAACAUAUGCCGACACCUAUUCUUAUCCGAGAUAUUACAUGGGCCCAACAACAAAAAAAAGAGAAGAAGAAGCCGUGGGUAAGCCUACAUCCACAUUUCGGUGCAGGAUCCAGUUUGAAAUGAUGAAUAAAAAAAAAAUACAAAUGUUUCCUAACAAA
Molecule: messenger RNA, 5803 nt
Organism: Anopheles stephensi (Asian malaria mosquito)
Lineage: Eukaryota; Metazoa; Arthropoda; Insecta; Diptera; Culicidae
Exons: 6
Coding region: 2413-3018 (201 amino acids)
Biological process (GO): regulation of synaptic transmission, cholinergic; sleep; positive regulation of voltage-gated potassium channel activity
Source: RefSeq, a predicted model, not a curated record